AUGGAUGGUCCAGAGCUGAGCUGGCUGGUGAAUCACUCCUUUCCCCUUCCACUGGGCUCUGCUCAAUAUCCUGAGCUCAGACUUGAUCUGCUCGACAGGAAAAGUUCUUGCCUGCAGCUGGCUGCCAUGAGGAAUGUGAACAUCAUCCUGCAGCACUACAACUUCACAGGAAAGCUGACCAACCGGCAAUCUGGGGAUGAGGGUAUGGGUCUCAUCCGCACAACCUUUGCCAUCAUCAGCUGCAUCAUCAUCCUGGAGAACCUGCUUGUGCUGAUGGCCAUCAUGCGGUGUCUGCGAGCCCGCCGCUGGGUCUACUCCUGCAUUGCCAGCAUCACUGUGAGUGACCUGCUUGCAGGGAUUGCCUACCUUUCUAAUCUCUGCCUCUCGGGCAAGAAGACCUUCCAGCUUUCACCUCAGCUCUGGUUCCUGCGGGAAGGCAUCCUCUUCAUCGCAUUGGCUGCCUCCACCUUCAGUUUGCUCGUGACUGCCAUCGAGCGCUACAGUGCCAUGGUAAGGCCAAUUGCUGAGAAUGAAGCCAGCAAGACCCUGCGCUUACGCAGCCUGAUCAUUGCCUGCUGGCUGCUGGCCUUUAUCAUUGGACUGCUUCCACUGCUGGGCUGGAACUGCCUGUGCAACUUCAAUGCCUGCUCUGUCCUUCUGCCUCUCUACUCCAAGAACUACAUCCUUUUCUCUGUAGUCAUGUUCAGCAUCAUCCUUCUGGGGAUCAUCGGCCUCUACAUCUCCAUCUUCCAGCUGGUCCAGGCCAGUUCUAAGCAAACCAGUUCUCGGCACAGCCGCAAGCGGUCCCUGCGCUUGCUCAAGACUGUGCUGAUGAUCCUGGGUGCCUUCAUUAUCUGCUGGAGCCCCCUCUUCGUCCUGUUGCUCUUUGACGUCUUCUGUGAGACCCAGACCUGCACACACCUCCACAGCCUGGACUGGACCUUGGCUCUCGCCAUGCUUAACUCAGGCGUUAACCCCAUCAUUUACUCCCUCCGGAGUGUGGAAGUGCGCCGUGCUGUGGGAAGCCUGCUGUGCUGCUGCUGCAUCAGGGUUGGGCUUUGCAAGCCUGGAAACUGCUUGGUCAUCACAGACAUCAACUCUGGCUCAUCCACAGAGAGCUCCCUGCGCUACCGGGAAAGCUUCCGCAGCUCUGUAGCACUGAACACCCGGCCCAGAGCACCUCUCUCCAGCAACUCCAGCAUGAUGAGCAAUCUCCCCAGCCUCUGA
Molecule: messenger RNA, 1227 nt
Organism: Phaethon lepturus (White-tailed tropicbird)
Lineage: Eukaryota; Metazoa; Chordata; Aves; Phaethontiformes; Phaethontidae
Gene: S1PR4
Product: sphingosine-1-phosphate receptor 4
Exons: 1
Coding region: 1-1227 (408 amino acids)
Biological process (GO): G protein-coupled receptor signaling pathway
Cellular component (GO): membrane
Molecular function (GO): sphingosine-1-phosphate receptor activity
Source: RefSeq, a predicted model, not a curated record